Molecule: messenger RNA, 1914 nt
Organism: Anopheles stephensi (Asian malaria mosquito)
Lineage: Eukaryota; Metazoa; Arthropoda; Insecta; Diptera; Culicidae
Exons: 4
Coding region: 1-303 (100 amino acids)
Source: RefSeq, a predicted model, not a curated record
AUGACGUGUCAAGCGGUACCAUCGGUGACAGGAAAAAUCAAGUAUCAGGAAGCCACAAAUGGCAGGCCACAAAGGAAAAAGCAGUUGUCGGUAUCGAUUAAGCACCGCCACGAAGAAGGACCCGGAAGCUGGAUUUCGGGGUUGAGGAGAGACAUUUUUCGCCAAGAGCUUUCCUUCACGCACGGGUGCGGAUUAUGGCCCGGAGGAGGAACAGGAGGAGAAAUGCGUACGAGGAAAAUCAACCCUGGCAGAGGCUGGGAAGAGAUAUCUCUUCCGAUACGAGCCGUUGAAGUGCGUCCAUGAUGCCACCACUCAGGCAGGAAUUCACGUUCGCCAAGCACUGCCCAGCGUGGUGGUGACGUCAUUCAGAGGUGUUUGGAGGCAAAACCGGCUGGGCCGGAAAUCUGGAACCAAAUUGGUCAAUCUGAGGUACUCUCGUUAUCUAGCAAUCGAUUUUCCGUUUAUCCAAAUUUGCCGACAGCUGCAACUGAUGGGUUAAAAACAACAUCAGCGUCGAACCGAGGAGUGUUGGAGUGCCGGCAGCAGCAGGUGAUGUGGCGGGGUAUAACUGCAAAAAUACCGAUCGAUGUUCUCAUUUUCAUUUAGAGAUAUUUCCAUAGAGCUGCUUGCUUCUGCCGCUCAAUACUUUCCAAUACUCCAAAAGCCCGUGUACUUUCACGGAGAAAAUCCCCUCCGGGCGAGCCUCGAUCGACGUCCAGGUUCUAACGGGAGAUCUGGCCCAGUCGAACGGCAGUGAGGAAUGUGGACCACGUACGCCGUCAACACGAGAUCGUUGCUGCUGCUCUAAAACCGAACUUUGGUAGCAGCAGCAGCAGCAGCAGUACCUUGAAGUUGAAGACUUCACAUUAAGUUUGGGUGCAUAAAAGCUCUGGUGGUUGCGCUAUAGCUCUCUAGCUGACGCUUCUUCUUCGCUUUUUUUGUUCUCUCGCCGAGGAAGCUACGAAACGAGCUAAUCUGUAGAAGCGGGAAUCGUCGUGUUGGGGCAUGGAAGGUGUGUUACACCAGAGGUGGUGUGCAGGUCAAUGGCAUUGAACGCUGGAUUUAUUAUUAUCAUGUUUUCUCCGUUGCAUGUACUGUUUUGGUAGCGGUAGCAGAUACGUAUCUGGUCCGCUGGAUGAGUGAUUAAAUUAUUGAAGGCUCUCAGAUACGGCGGCGGGGCUGUACCCGAAAUCUGAGUUUUGAGAUUUAGCACUCCAAUCAAUCUGAUUAGACCAUCACACGCGUUACCCUUUUGUCGAGGCUCCGGUGUACCUAGGGUUUUUUGUUACCCUUCACGAUUUGAUCAGCUAUUAGCCGGAAGAUAGCUCUAGGCGCAUAUCUGCAGUAAUAUAACUCUUAUCUUCAGCCGCGAAAACUGGUGCCAUUUGCCCCUCGGAGACCGGCCGAGUCUGGAGGGAUCUCUUCGAAGGCUGUGCGGUGACGUGCGCCGCAGACGUGUAAAAAGUAGGCAAGCAAGAAGAGCAAGUAAAUUAACAGUCGUACCGAGGGAACAGACAAAGCCCCAACAUGGUCGAAAGACCAUCUUGCUGUGGGUCUCCUAAUUAGUGGAGCAUACCACUAACAGGGAAAAAUAGCCGCCAAAGACUGAGAGAGAGAGAGGAAGAAAAUCUCCGAAAAGCGUUCAGGUUAGCUGUGGCGUUGAGGUGUGUGCAGUGAAAGCAUCACUGCAUCACUCAUCCCGUAGCUGGUACAUCGCACCACCAUCAUCAGCUCACCUAUAUAUCUAUAUAAAUAUAUUGCCGGUUUAAACGCUCGCACGCCAACCGGGGGCCGGACGACUCUCGAUAGCAAUUCAACCGUGGCUCCUCAGCCACAACCUAAUUAGAGCGUUCGCCCUACCAUAAGGAUUGAAUGGUAGGGUAAAUAAAUUAAUAUUUAUUUUGAAGAAAUUAA